GACAUAUAUAAGCUACUGUGUUUGCUGCCCAACAGUUCCCACUUGUAAGCCGGACUUUGCAGAGGAAAGUUGCUGCCUAUAUUAAAGCUGAAAACUUCGAUUGCAGAGAAAACAACCAUGCCGACAUAUAAGCUGACAUAUUUUAACUUCAAAGGAAGAGCCGAGCUUAUCCGUUACAUCUUUGCCUAUAAGAACACUGAGUAUGAGGAUGUGAGGAUUGAAUUUUCAGAAUGGCCUGCACUAAAACCCUCUAUUGUAUAUGGACAACUACCGAUUUUGGAAAUUGAUGGAGUUGUUUAUCACCAAAGCAUUGCUAUAGCAAGAUACCUGGCAAAACAAGCAGGACUUGUUGGAAAGACAGACUUGGAUAAUCUUCGUAUUGAUGCUCUAAUAGAUUCCUUUGAUGAUUUUAUAUCUGCUUUCCCCUGGUCUGAACCAGAUGAAGCAAAAAAAAAACAAAAACAAGAGGAAUACAUAAAAAAUGGUUCUCCGACUCUACUGGCUGCUUUGGAGAAAAGCUUGGGAGAUAAGACAUGGUUUGCUGGUGACUAUGUAACCUGGGCUGACUUUUACUGGGACACAUUCAGUGAUGGUCUUGAAGCUUUUGACCCAAACUUUGCAAAAAAUCUCCCAAACCUACAAGCUCUAAAGAAGAGAGUUCAAUCCAUUCCAUCAAUUGCAUCAUGGUUAGAAAGACGUCCUAAGACGGAGCAUUAACUUCUCACAGAAGAAGAUCUGCUUAGUGCAUGGAUUUGACUUGAAUUAAUAAAAGGUUGCAUGCAGAGAAAAA
Molecule: messenger RNA, 790 nt
Organism: Pelobates fuscus (common spadefoot toad)
Lineage: Eukaryota; Metazoa; Chordata; Amphibia; Anura; Pelobatidae
Gene: HPGDS
Product: hematopoietic prostaglandin D synthase
Exons: 6
Coding region: 118-717 (199 amino acids)
Biological process (GO): glutathione metabolic process
Molecular function (GO): glutathione transferase activity
Source: RefSeq, a predicted model, not a curated record